AUGGCCUCCCCGCCACAACCACAACAACAAUCACCAUUCCCCAGUGACUUCAGCAUCACAACCUCACGACUUCGCAUCAUCCCAUUUGACCCAAACAACCAAAGCCACUGCACAUUCCUGGUCUACCUUUACAACACAGAUCUUUUCAUAAAUGCAUGCGGUCGCACCCCAGUCAUCGACACCGCAAGCGCAUCAGAGUACAUCCGUAAUCGCAUCGUCGCAGACUACAUACGCCACAAACAUGGCAUUUUUCUCAUAUUGCUGCAAGACCAAGGAACAGACCCAUUCAUGUUCCCACCAAUACCCAUCGGCACCGUGUCGCUUAUGAAAGGCGCACCGCCGAACCGACAUUACUUGGCCCCUGAUGUCGGGUAUGCGAUCUUACCAGAGAUGAAUGGCAGGGGAUAUGCGACCGAAGCGGCUAAGGCGUUACUGGCGUGGGCGAGAGCGAGUCUCGGCAUUUCAGAUGUAUUUGGGUUUUGUGAUUCUACAAAUUUUCAUAGUCGGAGAGUUCUGGAGAAGGUUGGGUUGCGCUUGAGAGGAAUUGCAGCUUUAGAGGCGUUUGGGGGUGCGGAAAGUGCAGUUUAUGCUUUGCCUGGGAUGAGCGAGGAUCUAAGUGUUUACGAUCUGACGGAGAAACUUCAAUGA
Penicillium verhagenii is the source of this 648-nucleotide messenger RNA. Its product is annotated as GNAT family N-acetyltransferase. NCBI's taxonomy places the organism in Eukaryota, Fungi, Ascomycota, Eurotiomycetes, Eurotiales, Aspergillaceae. Gene Ontology annotation, molecular function: acyltransferase activity, transferring groups other than amino-acyl groups. The coding region runs from base 1 to 648 and encodes 215 amino acids. The transcript has a single exon. The record is from RefSeq and is a predicted model, not a curated record.